CAGAGAGCCGCCACAGCCCACAGCCCACACCCCUCGCGUUGGCCUCUUUUAAAUACCGUGCAUCCCGGCGCCGCACAUGGCUCACGCGACGCUGCUCCACUGCUCCCAAUCCUCCACGAGCCCCCUAGCCUGUCGCCGCGGCAGCCACUACUACUACCGCGCCCCUUCGCACGUCCCGCGCCGCUCCCGCCCCCGCGGACGCGGCGGCGUCGUCAGCCUGCGUCCGAUGGCCUCGUCGACGGCGGCUCAGCCCCCCGCGCCGGCGCCCCCGGGCCUGAAGGAGGGCAUCGCGGGGCUGUACGACGAGUCUUCGGGGCUGUGGGAGAACAUCUGGGGCGACCACAUGCACCACGGCUUCUACGACUCGGGCGAGGCCGCGUCCAUGGCCGACCACCGACGCGCCCAGAUCCGCAUGAUCGAGGAGGCGCUCGCCUUCGCCGCCGUCCCAUCCCCAGAUGAUCCGGAGAAGGCACCAAAAACCAUAGUAGAUGUUGGAUGUGGCAUUGGUGGUAGCUCAAGGUACUUGGCUAAGAAAUACGGAGCACAGUGCAAGGGGAUCACAUUGAGCCCUGUUCAAGCUGAAAGAGGAAAUGCUCUUGCUGCAGCGCAGGGGUUGUCGGAUCAGGUUACUCUGCAAGUUGCUGAUGCUCUGGAGCAACCGUUUCCUGAUGGGCAGUUUGAUCUGGUAUGGUCCAUGGAGAGUGGCGAGCACAUGCCGGACAAGAGAAAGUUUGUUAGUGAGCUGGCACGCGUCGCUGCUCCUGGAGGGACAAUAAUCAUCGUGACAUGGUGCCAUAGGAACCUCGAACCAUCUGAGACUUCGCUAAAACCCGAUGAACUGAGUCUCUUGAAGAGGAUUUGCGAUGCGUACUACCUCCCAGACUGGUGCUCACCUUCAGACUAUGUGAACAUCGCCAAAUCACUGUCUCUGGAGGAUAUCAAGGCAGCUGAUUGGUCAGAGAAUGUGGCCCCAUUUUGGCCCGCUGUGAUAAAAUCAGCACUAACAUGGAAGGGCCUCACCUCUCUACUGACAAGCGGAUGGAAGACGAUCAGAGGGGCGAUGGUGAUGCCGCUGAUGAUCCAAGGUUACAAGAAGGGGCUCAUCAAAUUCACCAUCAUCACCUGUCGCAAGCCUGGAGCAGCGUAGGUGACCAAGGGGCAGAAGUUACUGUCAAAGCACCUCUGCUAAGUCCAAUAAUGUAGAUCCAUGGCCCCAUCACCGUCUAUUGUACUGUACUGUACUGUACCAGAAUGAACAGUCUCCUGGGACAUGUUUUCCAAUUGCCAUGACAUGUCAAAUGAUCUUCUACCACUCCUGUACCAGAAUGCUUUAUUUACUCAUCUUGCUCAGCCCUA
Sorghum bicolor (sorghum) is the source of this 1356-nucleotide messenger RNA. RefSeq names its product probable tocopherol O-methyltransferase, chloroplastic. Gene Ontology annotation, molecular function: S-adenosylmethionine-dependent methyltransferase activity. The record is from RefSeq and is a predicted model, not a curated record. The transcript has 6 exons. NCBI's taxonomy places the organism in Eukaryota, Viridiplantae, Streptophyta, Magnoliopsida, Poales, Poaceae. Gene Ontology annotation, biological process: methylation. Bases 77 to 1147 code for a protein of 356 amino acids.